AUGCUCAACAUUGUUCAAUUUUCAGCUGAAGAUUUACGCAUUAACCGCUCAUGGGAAAACUGGCCCUCUCAUCUGGUGUUACCGAUGAUGUUGAUGAGAGAAAACAUGAAACAAUCGAUGCUGAUGCAGUCCCUGGGCACCCCCUCCACUUUAGACCUUUCCAUCAGCCCCAAAUCCAGACCCAGGCUGCCCCAAGAGAGCCCCGGGGGUUUCGUUUGCGGGGACUGCGGAAGGACUUACAAGCUGAAAAGCUCCUUGAGGAACCACCAGAAGUGGGAGUGCGGCAAAGAGCCCCAGUUCAAGUGCCCUUAUUGCGUGUACAAAGCCAAGCAGAAGAUGCACAUGGCCAGACACAUGGAAAGGAUGCACCGGGUGAUCGAUUAUUCUGCGGUCAAAACCGAGAUUAAGAGUGAGAUUAACGAGGAGAAGGAAGCUCGGGAGGAGACUGUGGAUAAACAGAUGGAUAUGCUUAACGACAAUUGCAGCAAUAGCAGCAAUGUUGAUAAUGUUCCCUCAGCGGUAUAACUUAGUGGCGAUAUACUCACAGGGUGUCUUGAAUGUUGAUGCAAACCUUUCAGGAGAAGACAGAAGACGUCAUUCAGAAUCUACACUCAGCGGUCAGGAAAUAGAAAUCCCAAUUGAUCGCCUUGUAACUUUUUCAAUCUUUGUCCGAUAUUGGUGAAAUUCCGAUAAAAUCGAUGAUCAAUAUUUCGGAAUUUUAGUCUGAAUUUCAGUUCCCAAG
Phaedon cochleariae (mustard beetle) is the source of this 742-nucleotide messenger RNA. The record is from the annotation of a GenBank genome assembly. NCBI's taxonomy places the organism in Eukaryota, Metazoa, Arthropoda, Insecta, Coleoptera, Chrysomelidae.